Paramecium octaurelia is the source of this 1159-nucleotide messenger RNA. The record is from the annotation of a GenBank genome assembly. Lineage: Eukaryota; Ciliophora; Oligohymenophorea; Peniculida; Parameciidae.
UUAAUUAAAUCAAUGAGUGAUGACGAUUCCAAUCAAGUUAUUCUUGCAGUCACUAAAGUUGGAUGUAUGAUUGCGUUUUUCUUGUUAAUCCUCAUCGUAGGCAGUCUGCCGAUCAGACUCAAAGCAUUCAAAUCAAAUAAGGUAAAAGUCACUUAUGAAAGGGUCAGAAACUUUUAGCUUACAUGGGGGCAUUUUCUGGAGGUCUAUUUCUUGCAGUAGGCUUAGUUCAUUUGUUACCAGAGGCAGCCGAUAAUUUUGAUUCGUCUUUCGAGGAUGAAGAAGAGCAUUUUCCAUUUGCUUAUGCAAUAUCAAUAUUAAGUUUUGCGCUAAUACUUUUUAUUGAAAAAAUAAUAACAGAUCAUCACCACGAUCAUGGACAUGAUGAUGACCAUCACCAUCAUGAAAGCAAUUCCAAAAAUACUUAGGUUUAAGAUUAAAAUCAACUUUUCGUGAAUGGAAGUGUAGAUACUGAAGCACUUUUGGAGAAACACAAUACGGAAGAAACUUUUAAGGAUGCCCUAAAUACAUAAGUAUAAAACUUGUUAAAUUUGUAGUUAAUAGUAGCAAAGAAAGCAUCAUUUGUAUAAAUGGUAAAAAAAUCAAUAGCACAGGAUCCAAAAAACUCAAUUGUAUAUUAGGACGUGAACACAUGGGCUCCUUACAUCUUAUAGAUAGCUGUUGGGAUCCAUGCUGUUUUUGAGGGAUUGUCAAUAGGUAUUCAGGAGGAGGUUUCUUUGUGCGUAGGGAUAGCAGUAGUGGUGUGUUGUCAUAAAUGGGUAAUGAAUAUCUAUAUAGUAUAAAUUAUAGGCUGAAGGGAUGACUUUGGGUCUUGCAUUUAGGAAGGCAGGAGUGAAUAAGACGACCUCUACCUAUAUGAUAUUGAUUUAGUCGAUCAUGAAUCCAAUCGGAAUAGGAAUUGGGUGGAUUAUGGCUGAUAAAGGGCCAUUGUAUACAGGAAUAUUUGUGUCAAUAUCAGUGGGGACAUUCAUUUACAUUUCCACAAUGGAGACAUUGACGGAAGAAUUUUCAAUUGCUCAAUAUAAGUGGGAGAAGUACAUAAUCUUUUUGGUGGCCAUAGCAUUUGUAUCAAGUUUGUGGUUUGUAGAGUAGGCAGUAGGAGGAGAUUGAAUUGUUAUCCAUAUUAAUUAUAUAUUUAAAU